Tarenaya hassleriana is the source of this 1404-nucleotide messenger RNA. RefSeq names its product DNA polymerase-like. The transcript has a single exon. Gene Ontology annotation, molecular function: DNA binding; DNA-directed DNA polymerase activity; nucleotide binding. Gene Ontology annotation, biological process: DNA replication. Lineage: Eukaryota; Viridiplantae; Streptophyta; Magnoliopsida; Brassicales; Cleomaceae. The annotation marks the transcript as partial. The record is from RefSeq and is a predicted model, not a curated record.
AUAGUUGCCGAUACCGAGACUAUAUAUAUUGAUAACAUUCAUAAGCCUUAUGCAGCUGGUCUAAUGAUUGUUCGUCCCGGUGAAAAAAUCAAUAAGAUCAUGAUUAAUCACUACUUCAGUGAAGACUACUCUAUAAUCUUGGAUUCCUUUGAAGAAAGGAGUACUAAAGUCUUAUAUGACUUUGUAUUAAGGAUCUUAAGUAUUGUUAGAAAAGAGAAAGAGACUUUCACUAUUUAUUUCCACAACUUCUCUAGAUUCGAUGGAAUUAUUUUGAUUCAGCACCUAGCAUAUCAUCACAAGAGCUUGAAGCUUAAACCACUGAUGAGGAACAAUCACCUUUACGAGUUAGCUGUCUAUUCAGGUAAGAAAUUGUUAUUCCGCUUCAGAGACUCCUUGAAUCUACUCCCUGGAAAACUGAACAACCUUGCUAAGAAUCUUUGCCCCGAUCUUGGCCCUAAAGGCUCCAUCUCAAUCCCAUAUGAAAAACUUCAAGUGGAGAAUCUGAUUCAUAAUCGAACAGAAUUGUUGGAUUAUAUGAAACAGGAUAUUCGUCUAUUGGGUGGAGUAAUGCAAAAAGCUCAAGAGAUAUAUUGGAAGCUGUACAAGAUGGACAUUGAAAGCAAGAUCACCAUUUCCUCACUUGCUCUUAGCAUCUUUCGUUUCAAAUACUAUAAUGUAUCUAAUUUUCCAAUCCACAUCCCAAACAAGAAUGAAGACAGCUUUAUUAGGCGUGGUUAUUAUGGUGGUCAUGCGGAUGUCUAUAAGCCCAUUGGCGAGGACCUCUACUACUAUGAUGUGAACUCUCUCUAUCCCUUUGUAAUGAAGACAUUUCCAAUGCCUGGUGGUCAACCUGUCUGGCAUUCUAAUCUGGAAAGCAUGGACUUAGAUAGCAUGUUUGGCUUUAUUGAGGCAUAUGUGGUAUGUCCGAAGACUAUCAAAAAUCCCUUUCUUCCCUAUCGUGACAAGAAUAAUACUCUCAUCUUUCCAACCGGAGAAUUUGUUGGAGUCUACUAUACAGAGGAGUUAAAGUAUGCUAGAGGCCUAGGCUACACGGUCCUCCCAAUCUCAGGAUACCUCUUUAAGAAGAUGGAAAGCCCAUUCAGGAGCUUUGUUAGCUCACUCUUUGAGAGCAGGUUAGAUGCAAGGAAAUCGGGUAAUGAAGCAAUGGCCUAUGUUUACAAGAUCCUAAUGAAUUCCCUAUACGGUAGAUUUGGCAUUAACCCUAAAAGCACGACAACCGAGAUCUGCGAUCAAUCUCGAUACAUAUAUUUGAUCAGGAAUAGUGAGUUCAUACACGGUGAUAUGCUUUGCGAGAACAACUACAUCAUUUCCUACCAUAGCAAUACCGAGAAGGGCACAGAUUAUUGGAAGCCACCGAAGAACUCUGCUGUCCAUCUAGCAGCU